Fomitopsis serialis is the source of this 406-nucleotide messenger RNA. RefSeq lists its product as uncharacterized. The annotation marks the transcript as partial. The record is from RefSeq and is a predicted model, not a curated record. NCBI's taxonomy places the organism in Eukaryota, Fungi, Basidiomycota, Agaricomycetes, Polyporales, Fomitopsidaceae. The transcript has a single exon.
GUGGUUCAUAGACCUUCGCUUGUACGUGCUCACUUCAUUUUCUGUCUUCUCAUCAUUGAUGAUGUGUCCCCUAGACUCGUCCUGGAGACGGAUGUCUGCGUUGCCUUUAUGGUCAACUCAUCUCCUUCGGUUUUGGUCUGGUUCGUCGACAUCGGUCGACAUUGCAUUCGACAAUACCUGGUCGCGCGUCCGUCUGGUGACUCCUGGCAGGUCAACCCCAGUGGCACCACUCGUUCUCUGCGUCAUCUCACUAUUGUUCGCUUGUGUACGGCCGACAGACGACGCAGAGAUCCGACUUGCCCAAGUCUCACGCGCUACACCCUAUCCACGUCUCGGUUUCGUCUCGGUCUUUCCUCCCUCUCACUCGGUUGGGACACUUGGCCUCGGCGGUUUGUCCUCCCUCUGA